AUGGCAGACGUAGAAAUGGCAGAUGCCCCACCAGCUACAGGAAAGAAAAACGGUCUUAAGAAGGCAGGAGGUGGUGAAGGUUCGGAAGGCAAAAAGCGCUUCGAAGUGAAGAAGUGGAACGCGGUAGCUUUGUGGGCAUGGGACAUUGUUGUCGAUAACUGCGCUAUCUGCAGAAAUCAUAUUAUGGAUCUUUGUAUCGAAUGUCAAGCAAACCAAGCCUCUGCCACAAGUGAGGAGUGCACUGUAGCUUGGGGAAUUUGUAACCACGCUUUCCAUUUUCAUUGCAUCUCCCGUUGGUUGAAGACACGCCAAGUUUGCCCACUUGAUAACAGAGAUUGGGAGUUCCAGAAGUAUGGUCGUUAAGUUGGGAUUUUGAGAUUGUAUUUGAGAUUGGAUGGGGUACUUGAGGAAGAUGAUGAAGCUAC
Messenger RNA from Botrytis fragariae, 425 nucleotides. RefSeq names its product putative ubiquitin ligase subunit protein. The record is from RefSeq and is a predicted model, not a curated record. Gene Ontology annotation, cellular component: cullin-RING ubiquitin ligase complex; nucleus. NCBI's taxonomy places the organism in Eukaryota, Fungi, Ascomycota, Leotiomycetes, Helotiales, Sclerotiniaceae. Gene Ontology annotation, molecular function: zinc ion binding; cullin family protein binding; ubiquitin protein ligase activity. The transcript is spliced from 4 exons. Gene Ontology annotation, biological process: protein ubiquitination; ubiquitin-dependent protein catabolic process. The coding region runs from base 1 to 363 and encodes 120 amino acids.